AUGCAGACUGCUUCUACAAACAUUUGUGAAAGACUGUGCAAUAAGUCCAUCCAUGAAAUUUCCUUUCUACUAAAUAUUCCACAAUCAACUGUUAGUGGUAUUAUAACAAAGUGGAAGCAACUGGGAACAACAGCAACUCAGCCACGAAUUGGUAGGCCACGUAAAUGACAGAGCGGGGUCAGCGUAUGCUGAAGCACACAGUGCACGGAGGUCGCCAACUGUCUACAGAGUCAAUAGCUAAAGACCUCCAAACUUCAUGUGGCCUUAAGAUUAGCACAACAGUGUGUAGAGAGCUUCCUGGAAUGGGUUUCCAUGGAUGAGCAGCUGCAUCCAAGCCUUACAUCACCAAGUGCAAUGCAAAGCGUCAUAAGCAGUGGUGUAAAGCACACCGCCACUGAACUCUAG
Messenger RNA from Staurois parvus, 405 nucleotides. NCBI's taxonomy places the organism in Eukaryota, Metazoa, Chordata, Amphibia, Anura, Ranidae. The record is from the annotation of a GenBank genome assembly.